ACCGUCGCUAAGAGUGACGUCACAGCCCUCCGUGAGUAACCCAGUUCGGAACUUCGCCUCCACUAUUUUUUACGGAAUUCGUGAUUUUUUCCGGGGGAAAUCGGUCUCUCCCUUCCGAGCAAGGGUAAAUCAGGGUGGAACGAUGUUUUCGAAAAGUUGAGAUGUGCGAGCUGAUCAUCCAUGCCGGGAAAGUGCCUGAAAACUGUGGAAAAUCGUUAAUGAAGAAGUGAGCGCGAAAGUAAACACAGGAUCACUCUCUUGCAGUUUUGUGGCACAUCAAGAGGAUGUAUCACAAGUAAAGUGUCUUGAGUAAAGUUUCAUGAUGUAAAACAAGUUCAGAUCAAGCGGCGUAGAUUCUCGGUCUCUCGUGUUAUUUAAUCAGCCUGUUUCCUUUAUCCAGUCGGAGGAAUAAUCGCACAAUUUUUGACGGAUUCGUGUUGAAAAUGUGAGGAUUUUCACGGUGAACGAGACCUGCCUACAUUCGAAUUUUUUUCGCCAAUUAUAAACAAUGCACGUCUGAUAAGUGUUCGGAGUUUCGAAAGGAGGGGCUACAUGCUGUUGAAAAGCUGAGUCCAAAUAAUGGGAGCAUGGAUUCUAGAAUUGGUUUCACUCCUUCUCCUCACCAUGCUUCAAAGCGGGAGUUCAAUCAACUGCUACACGUGUUCGUCGGUGAACGGGAGCAGUCCAAGCUGCGAGGACCCCUUUCAUCCUGCCAUGUCCAACUACACUGAGAAAUGCAUGGUGCCCAAAAAAGGACACACCGGGGUUUUCCCGGCCAACUUCUGCAUCAAAAUCGUCGGAGAGAACACCGAAGUAAAAGAGCGGAUGGUGAUCAGAGCGUGCGUGAUGAAAACGAUGGAUUCGCAAUGCGGCGUGUUCCGGUACCAGGACAGCACGAUGACCGGUUGCAUUCUCACGUGUGAUUUCGAUGGAUGCAAUUCGGCUCCUCCUCAUCAAAAUCCCCUCGCAGGGACCGGACUCCUUCUGACUGCUAUCGCCAUCGCCAAUUUUAACGUCCUGCCGGCCCUCCUCAAAUGGAUUCAGUCAUAGUAACUACCCAAGAUCAUUGAGUAACGGCUCGCCAUUCAAGACUGAGUAGGUAGAUAUUAAAAAUCAAGUUUCAGCAGCAAUUGUCAGAGGUGGCGAGGCGUGAAUGAUCGAUUGCCGAUAUUUCCCCAUUUGAGCUGUGGUAAAGAAUCGAUUAUCAGGGUGUUCGCAGUGAACACCCUAAUAAUCGAUCAUCUUCCGUAGGUUUAAAUGGUAGAUCAAUCGAUAUAUCGCAAAGCACGCCACGCCACUGGUUGUAAGGCGCCUAGAGAACAGCUCGUGGUCUUAAAAAGUUAAGUGAAUGAAUCCUCUACGCCGAGAGAUCCUCAUAGGUAUACCCAAGUAGCAUUUUUCAACGGGAAAAAUCGCGAUAUUUUGAAAUUAAGUUGCGAUUUUUUACGAUGUUUUGGCGAUAAAAUCGCCAGAAUCAUCAAAAUCCGAGCGAUUACCCUUAGUCUUGUCGCAAUUUUAUCUCUGUUAAAUCGCGUGCGAUGAAAUCGAAAUUUUAUCUCAAUAUAUCACGAUUUUUUGUUGGAUGAUAUUGCGGUAAAUCGCUGUCGAUAAAAUCGCGAGUUUAUUGCAAAUUUACGCGAUGAAAUCACAAUUUAUCGCAAUUUUUUAUUCGAUAAUAUUGAAUUUGUUUUCAUUCAGAUUGAUAAAAUCGCAAUACCUUCUCCGGUCAUCUCAAGGGAGGGUUACCUAUGCCAUGAUCUUAUCCUUAAAUGAAUAUUUAAGGUUUAUAGAUCCUGAAGGGAUGUGUUCCUCAGGAUGCUAGGACCUUAGAAAAUGGGAUGAGCUAUAGCCACUCAUAUCGCUUGAGGCUUGACUCGUGAAGGAGUAGAUAGUCCCUUUUUCCACCCUUCCUCCCUCUCAGAAAAAAAAAUCUCUCCACGAUCAUGCUAAACCUCAUCUUGGAGCAGGUAGAACUCCUAUAAGUGCCAAAAGUCAGAGGAAUCCAAUGAUAUGUAACAUGUUCACGACAUGAGAAGAAAAUGGUGAAAGGAUAAUACGGGACCAAUAACAAA
This is a messenger RNA of Bemisia tabaci, 2072 nucleotides long. RefSeq names its product UPAR/Ly6 domain-containing protein bou. Lineage: Eukaryota; Metazoa; Arthropoda; Insecta; Hemiptera; Aleyrodidae. Gene Ontology annotation, biological process: positive regulation of voltage-gated potassium channel activity; regulation of synaptic transmission, cholinergic; sleep. The record is from RefSeq and is a predicted model, not a curated record.